This is a messenger RNA of Durusdinium trenchii, 990 nucleotides long. Lineage: Eukaryota; Dinophyceae; Suessiales; Symbiodiniaceae. The record is from the annotation of a GenBank genome assembly.
AUGGCCUGCCGGUGGCAGUAUCGGCUUUCCUCAGAGGAGCGUUGGCAGUGGCUGCCACCAGAAGCAUGUGAUGCAUUGACUGCGGCAGAAGACAAAGCUGAACAUGCCGCAGCUGAUGCGAGGCCCGCUAGCCUUUCAGUACCAUCCCUUGGCUUGGAGGUGCAACUCAGCACAAUGAGUGUCAUCCUUGAUGGCGGUACCUACGGACAGGUGCGGAAGGCUCCAAAGUGGUGGGGAGAGGAUGCAAACCUCGCAGCAGGAGUCUUAGUUGCCUGUGAAGAUGGCGAAGCGGGCGCUCGGGUGCUCCUGGGAAUUGAAGACCGACCCUGGUGGCCACAGAAACAAGCAGGCCCAUUUUGGGGGUUCGUUGAACCCACAGAUGCGGACUUUCCCUCUGCUAUGGCGAGAGAGGCCACGGAAGAAACUCUUGACGUCUUGGGCGGUGAAGCUGAGCUGCGAUCCUGCCUUCAAUCUGACAUUUAUUCAGCACCAGUAUGCUGCUCACCUUGGCACAAGGGACCAAAUGGUGAGGGCCUACAGGUGCUUCGUCUUGUGAGCCUCGGAUCUUUGAAAAAGCAGGAGCAGCGGGCUGUUCAGAGAAGCUUCCUUAAUCGACGCAGCCGCGCAUUGGUGAUUGCAGCUGCAACAGUUGCACAUGGAUGUUCACAGAGAACCCCUCCUCCUCAUUUGGAAGUCGAAGAGCUGCACUGGUGUGAUGCAUUUCCUCUCCUUCAAAGUCUGGAGGCUGGACAGCCGACCCGGAUUGGUACGGCACAAAGACCUUUGCGUGGCUUUGUUGCUGAGCUAUUGCAAGAGGGUCUCCAAUGGCCUGGUGCAGCUCGCUUUCGAGACUAUUGCCAUGGCAACUUUGAGGUCUUGCGCCCCAUGCCACACUGCAAGACCUUGAUUCCAAGGCUCAUUAGUGAGGUUGGUGGCAGUUUGGCAUUUACUGUGUGUCAUCGCGGAAGAAUGCGCAAGGGAAGCUGGUGA